CGCCUUGUUGGCGAAAACAAAACUUUUUGAAAUCUUAAUAUUUCAUCAUUUACUCAUCAACGAUUGAUUGAAGAGCCGUUUGAUUCGGGCACUAUGGUUAAUGUAGUCUUCUUGCAUCCAGAUCUUGGAAUAGGAGGUGCGGAAAAGGCUGUCAUCGAUGCAGCACUUGCGUUGAAAUCUCGUGGACACUCUGUUGAAUUUCUGACAGCGCACCAUGACCCCACACAUUGCUUUACUGAAACCAAAGAUGGAACUUUUAAAGUCACUGUUGCUGGGGACUGGCUACCAAGGAGCAUAUUUGGAAAAUGUUAUGCUAUGUGUGCCUACUUACGUAUGAUUUAUGCUGCCAUUUAUUUAGUAAUAUUUAGUGGAAUGAAGUUUGAUUUGAUAUUCUGCGACCAAAUCUCAGCAUGCAUUCCUGUUCUUAGAUGGACAAAUUCUCGAAUUCUAUUUUACUGCCAUUUCCCAGACAUGCUGCUCACACAGCGAAAGAGUUUCUGGAAGAAGAUGUAUAGGGCCCCAAUUGAUUGGUUAGAAGAGAAAACAACAGGAAUGGCACAUUGCGUUCUAGUUAACAGUAAAUUUACAGCCAAUGUUUUCAAAGAAACAUUCACAAGCCUCAGUUGGAUCACGCCAGAGGUUCUUUAUCCAAUUCCUGAUUUCUCAGCAUUCAACAAGCCAGUGCCAACUAAAAAUGAUGAUAUUCCGAAGAAUAAGCGUGUCAUAUUUCUGUCAAUCAAUAGAUACGAACGCAAGAAAAAUCUUGGACUUGCAAUAGAAGCUUUGGGUGAAUUGAUUGGGAAGACAGAUCCAAAAGAUGUUCAUCUAAUAAUGGCGGGAGGUUAUGAUGAACGUGUCGCAGAGAAUAAAGAACAUUACCUGGAAUUACGUCAACUUACUGAGAAACUUGGAUUAAACGAUAACGUCUCAUUUUUGCGAUCAUUUAGUGAUGCUCAAAAGAGGUCUCUGUUACAUAACGCCACUUGCUUGAUUUACACGCCACAUAAUGAACAUUUCGGGAUUGUUCCAAUCGAGGCAAUGUAUAUGAGGACCCCUGUGAUAGCUGUAAAAAGUGGAGGCCCCCUAGAAACAGUAUCAGAUGGUGAAACUGGAUUCUUGUGUGAUCAAAAUGCAAAGGAAUUUUCUGAUGCGAUGAUGAAGUUUGUGGAAAACCUUGAACUGAGUGAAAAGAUGGGGAAUGCGGGUCACAGUAGAGUUAUCACUAAGUUCUCUUUUGAUUCAUUUACGAACCAACUCAAUGGGAUAGUUGAAAAACUGUGUAGUAAUUAGCAAUUGUGAAUUGAAUUUGUGAAUAUUUGAAUACUCGACAGUAAAACUUGACAAUGUGAAUAUAUCUGUAAAUGUUGAAAACAAUGAAUAUUGAAAACAUGGACAGUAAAAAACAUGAUAACAUAAAUUGCUUUAAAAUCUCGUUGAAGUCUAGUUUUUUAAUUAGAUUUUAGGAGAUUCGUCUUAAACUACAUGUAUUCAAGAUCAACAUUUUCUUCUCUUUGAUGGCAUAUUUGAAUUCUUUGUGUUUCUAUCAAAACAACUUUGAUUUGCAGUUAUUUACCUUUAAUCAA
This is a messenger RNA of Owenia fusiformis, 1583 nucleotides long. The record is from the annotation of a GenBank genome assembly. NCBI's taxonomy places the organism in Eukaryota, Metazoa, Annelida, Polychaeta, Sabellida, Oweniidae.